AUGUAUAUGUUAUCGGAUGAGGAGGUAGCUUACUCCAAUAGUCUGUAUAGUGGUGAAACCGGGACGGAGGCGAAGGACAGUAGCGAAGAGCAGUCCCAGGGGUACGAAAGGAACCAACUCGACAGCUUCGACCAGAUGGGUGGUGCACGGGGGAAGAUGCACACGUACAACAGGUGGCGAAAACGGGUACAUCAUAGUGAGAGCAACAGUGAAGACCAAAGCGGAGAAGGCCAAAGUGAAUGUCACAGUGAAUGUCACAGUGAAGGCCAAAGUGAAGGGCAAAGUGAAUACCAAGAAGAGGAAAGUGAAUACGGGCGAAAAGAUCAGCAUAUGUACGAGGUGGAGUAUGAAAAUUCAUACCAGCCAAAGGAUCAAAGUUCGCCUCAGAAUGAGAGCGAACUCUUCAAGUACGUCUGCAUAGCAUCGAUAGAGGACACCGAAAUUUUGUUCAAGUGCAGCUUCCUUCCAAAUGAUCUGGAAGCCGCCGCAAACUACACCAUAAAAAAAAUACUAGGCGCCUCCAAAAGGAAACUAAAUCAUUGCAAUAAAAAAAUCCUCAAUUGGGACAACAAAAUUAUUUACUUCACAAUCUGCACGGAAAAAAAAAUGGCAUUUUUUCUGAUCGGAUUGCAUAUGAAAGGUUACUUCAAAAAUUACGCAUUCGAGUUUUUAAAGAAACUGGAAAUCUACACCAAGUCGGAUUUAUUUUCUGGCAAGAAUUACAAAGCCAAAAAUAUCAACCCCUCCAAAAUCCACAGCACACAAGCAUUUUUGCAGCGCACAAUAAAAGGCAUUAAUAAAUGUUGUCGUGAUGAAAAAAUUAUAGCAGUAAAACAAAAGCUACACAAAAUAAAUUCCGUUAUGAAUAAUCACAUCGAUAAUUUAUAUCAGUCCAGGGGAAAUAUAAAGGCUCUCAAAUAUAAGACUCAGGACAUGUCGAAAAAUACAUUGCACUUUGUUCAAAAUAGUAAAAAAUUGAAAAGAAUAAUGCUAAUGAAGUAUUGGAAGACCUAUGUUCUCUUGGCUUGUUUCGCCAUCAUAGGAUUUAAGGUUUACCGAUCCAUAUGA
Messenger RNA from Plasmodium knowlesi strain H, 1068 nucleotides. RefSeq names its product SNARE protein, putative. NCBI's taxonomy places the organism in Eukaryota, Apicomplexa, Aconoidasida, Haemosporida, Plasmodiidae. Bases 1 to 1068 code for a protein of 355 amino acids. The transcript has a single exon. The record is from RefSeq and is a predicted model, not a curated record.